Molecule: messenger RNA, 171 nt
Organism: Ambispora gerdemannii
Lineage: Eukaryota; Fungi; Glomeromycota; Glomeromycetes; Archaeosporales; Ambisporaceae
Source: the annotation of a GenBank genome assembly
AUGGGCGAGCUUGAGGUUAUUCCGUCUGAAAUCGAUGUUAUGGACGAAUAUGGGCAGAGUGUGACGAUUGUGGUUCAAAGUAUCGUGCAUUACGAAGAGGUAGUUGUUGAUUUCUGUGUUGGUACUUAUGGACCAGAUAAUCGUGUGGAGAAGGUGGCUGAUAAUAACUGA